Messenger RNA from Lachnellula hyalina, 894 nucleotides. RefSeq lists its product as uncharacterized. NCBI's taxonomy places the organism in Eukaryota, Fungi, Ascomycota, Leotiomycetes, Helotiales, Lachnaceae. Bases 1 to 894 code for a protein of 297 amino acids. The record is from RefSeq and is a predicted model, not a curated record. The transcript is spliced from 3 exons. Gene Ontology annotation, molecular function: oxygen binding; heme binding.
AUGCCGCACGCUCCCGCAUCAACCCCCGCUUCACCUCCGGCGUCAAGUACGGCUCGACCGAUGGAGCGUAUGAAGCAUAUUAGCAGGGAGGCGUUAUACACAGAUCUGGAAGCACGUAUCAGAUAUCUACACGACUUUCUCGAUUUCAGCGGUAGAGACAUCGACGCCCUAGUCAGUGGCGCCAAAUACGUCAAAACUCUCAUCCCAGCCGUGGUGAACAUCGUCUACAAAAAACUCCUACAGUACGACAUCACAGCGCGCGCCUUCACGACGCGUAGCACGAGCUUCGAGGGCCCGCUAGACGAUGUGCCAGAGGAGAAUAGUCCGCAGAUCUUGCAUCGGAAGAUGUUCAUGAAGGCGUAUUUGCAGAAGCUGUGCUCUGAUCCAUCGAAGAUGGAGUUUUGGGAGUAUUUGGAUAAAGUUGGCAUGAUGCACGUAGGUCUCGGCCGCGCGCACCCCCUCCACGUAGAAUACAUCCACCUAGGCGUCUGCCUCUCCUUCAUCCAAGACAUCCUCACCGAAGCGAUCCUGUCGCACCCACGUCUCCACCUAUCGCGCAAGAUCGCGCUCGUAAAAGCACUCGGCAAGGUCAUCUGGAUCCAGAACGACCUAUUCGCGAAAUGGCAGAUGCGCGACGGUGCCGAGUUUACGGCCAACGAGGAGGUGGUUAUUGAGAAGGAGGGCUAUCUGCAUGGCAAGAAGGUGCUGGAUGAUGUGGAUGGAGAUGAGGAGGAGAGUCCCAGGACGCCGACGCCGACGAAGGCGAGUGCGUGUCCGUUUAGUGGGAUGGCGGAUUUGAAGGUGGAUGAGUCGAAUGCUGAGGAACCGCAGGUUGCAAGCCCGAAAGCUGCAGAUCCGAAUGUAGCUCCCGAUAGUCCAGCUCUGAAGACUUGA